AGUUGCUUUUGUUCACAGCGCCCCCUAUGAUCAAGUAAAUCCGGAAGUUAUCAAAAUGAUAAAAAAUGAAAACUGACAUUUCCUUAUUAUGUGAAUUUUAAGAGGUCUCAUUUUAAAGAUUUGAAACAUGUCUGGAGACAAGAUAUCCCUGACAGAUGCCCUACAGAAUGUAGACGUUCUCGAUGAAUUGCCUUUACCUGAUCAACAACCUUGUAUAGAAGGCCUGUCAUUGUCCAUCCAUUACCAAGCUAACUUUGACACUAAUUUUGAGGAUAGAAAUGCCUAUGUCACUGGGGUUGCCAAGUAUAUAGAAGAGGCCACCGUUCAUGCAGAUUUGAACAAGCUAUUAGAGAAAGGGCAAGAGUUUGCUGCAAUAUUAUACACAUGGAGAUGCUGUUCUAGAGCCUUACCACAGGUGAAAAGUAAUGAACAACCUAACAGAUCUGAGAUUUACAAUAAGAUUGUGGAGGUUCUGGAUCCACAAGUGUCAAAACUUAUGGAAUUUAUGUAUUUUGUGAAAAAUGCUAUAGACAGAUUUGGUGAGCAGAUAAAACGUCUUUGUCACGUUCAGAAGAGAAAUGAUUUUGUUUCUGAGGCCUAUUUAUUGACCUUAGGAAAGUUCAUCAAUACUUUUGUUGAGCUUGAUCAGUUAAAAAACAUGAAAGCGAGUAUCAGUAAUGAUUACUCUGCCUUUAGAAGGGCUGCACAGUUCCUAAAAGUAAUCGCUGACCCACAAGCUUUACAAGAAUCUCAGAACUUAUCCAUGUUCCUGGCCACACAAAACAAAAUCCGAGACAUGCUAAAAGAAGUCCUCCAGUCCACACCUGGUUAUGAGGAAUUGUUAGCUGAUGUCAUCAACAUCUGUGUCAACAUGUAUGAGAGUAGAUUGUAUCUGGAACCGUCAGAGAAAUACAUGUUGGUUAAGGUGAUGGCUUGUGGUUUGUUUAUGAUUGACAAUGAACAAAACAACAUUUAUAAGAUGGACUCAAAGAAAAGAAUCAAUUUAACCAAAAUAGACAAAUACCUAAAGCAACUUGAAGUUGUACCACUUUAUGGAGACAUGCAAAUAAAUCCAUACCACUAUAUAAAGUACAGUAUGAACUUUGACCCUGGAAAAUGGCCAGCCUGUGAAUCUUCACAUCCUAGUCCACAGUCUAACUUACUUGCCAAUCUUGAAGCCAUCCGUGAGGACCAUAUGUCAUACAUCAGCCAGCUGGCCCGUCACAGUAAUGAGAUGAAAUUACAAAUGAAAAAUGAGGCAAUAACGACAACAAGAGAGGCACCUCGUACAGAUGAUGAGAAUAGAGAGUUAACUGACCUAGCCCUGAGAGGAUUACAACUCAUGUCUGCAUGGACACAGCAAGUCAUGGAAUUGUAUUCCUGGAAACUGUUACACCCUACAGAUCAACAUCAAAAUAAAGACUGUCCACCUGAUGCUGAGGAAUAUGAAAGGUCCACCAGAUAUAACUACUCCAGUGAUGAGAAGUUUGCCAUCAUUGAAGUUAUAGCUAUGAUUAAAGGUCUACAGUUACUUAUGGCCAGGAUGGAGUCAGUGUUCCUGGAUGCCAUAAGACGUAACAUCUACGCAGAGAUUCAAAAGUUUGUACAAAUCACAGUCAGAGAACCAUUGAGGAAAUCUGUCAGGAAGAAAAAUGAUGUCAUCAAAGUCAUCAUCCUUGCUGUAAGAGACACUUGUGCUGAUUGGUUAAGAGGAGUUGAACCGCAUGAUGACCCUGCCAUGAAAGGAAAGAAAGAAGAUGAAGGCUUUAACAUUAAAGUCCCCAGCAGAAAUGUUGGUCCAUCCUCUACACAGUUGUAUAUGGUGCGUACCAUGUUAGAGUCACUGAUUGCUGAUAAAAGUGGAGGAAAGAAGACUUUAAGGAAGGAGAUAGAUAUUAAUCAUUUACAGAUCAUAGACAACUUCCAUAAACAGUCAUUCUUCUGGAAUUAUAUACUCAAUUUUAAUCAAUCUCUACACAACUGCUGUGAUUUAUCUCAGUUAUGGUACAGGGAAUUCUUCUUAGAAAUGACAAUGGGCAGGAGGAUUCAGUUUCCUAUAGAAAUGUCAAUGCCAUGGAUACUAACAGACCACAUACUGGAGACCAAGGAACCCUCUAUGAUGGAAUAUAUUCUGUACCCUUUGGAUCUGUACAAUGACAGUGCUAACUAUGCCUUGACUAUGUUCAGACAGCAGUUCCUCUAUGAUGAAGUAGAGGCAGAGGUUAAUUUAUGUUUUGACCAGUUUGUAUACAAACUGAGUGACCAGAUAUUUGCCUACUACAAACAUCUUGCUGGCAGCAUCAUGUUGGACAAAAGAUUUAGAGCUGAGUGUGUCAGUCAGAAUGUGAAGAUCAAUUACCCAGUAGCUAACAGAUAUGAGACAUUACUCAAACAGAGACAUGUCCAGAUUUUAGGAAGAUCCAUUGAUCUUAACAAGUUGGUUGGACAGAGGGUGAAUGCUUCACUUCAGAAAGCUUUGGAUGUGGCCAUAUCUAGGUUUGAAGCAGGGGACAUUACUGGCAUUGCUGAGCUUGAGGGAUUAGUUGAGUGCAAUAGACUGACACAUAAGUUGAUGAGAAGAUAUUUGACCUUGAAUGACUUUGAUGCCAUGAUGAGAGAAGCUAACCAUAAUGUAUCAGCACCGUAUGGGAGAAUAACUCUACAUGUAUUCUGGGAACUGAAUUAUGAUUUCUUACCAAACUACUGUUAUAAUGCUGCAACUUCUAGGUUUGUGAAAACCAAGUUACCAUUUGCUCCAGCAAGUCAGAGAGAAAAACCACCAAAUCCAUCUCCAUUUUAUAUAUGGGGUACAAAGGCGUUAACCAGUUCUUACAGUGCAAUAUACAGCUUGUACAAUGGUUUUGUUGGACCACAACAUUUCAGGGCCAUGUGCAGACUUCUAGGCUAUCAAGGCAUAGCUGUGGUCAUAGAGGAACUACUCAAAAUUGUCAAAGCAUUGUUAAAAGGAACAUUGAGAGACUAUACAGAGACUUUAUUUAAAGCUAUGCCUCAAGUUUGUCGUCUUCUAAGAUAUGACUAUGGGUCACCUGGUGUGAUGGGAUACUAUCAGGCACAGUUAAAUGACAUGAUACAGUACCCAGAUCUGAGGACAGAAGUUUUCCAGAGUUUUAGAGAAGUGGGCAACAGUGUUCUGUUCUUUAUGUUGAUAGAGCAAGCUUUGACACAGGAAGAAGUUAAUGAUCUGAAGCAUGCAGCACCUUUUCAGAACAUCAUACCUAAACCAUUCAUACCAAUUAAAGAGGGUGAUAGUAGAAAAGAAAAGGAGCAAGAAUUAAAGGUAGUCAUGAAGAAACUAGAGCAGAAAUAUGCACCAUUACAAGUUGUCCCUGUCAUAGAGAAAAUAGGAACUGAACAGCAAGUGUCAAUAGCAGGAGAAGGUGACCUGUUAACUAGAGAGAGACUUUGUUGUGGGCUGUCCAUGUUUGAAGUAGUCCUAAGUAGGAUCAGGGAAUACAUUGAUGACCCUCUGUGGAAAGGUCAACCUCCAGCCAAUGGUGUCAUGAAUAUAGAUGAGUGUACAGAGUUUCACAGACUCUGGAGUGCCAUACAGUUUGUCUUCUGUAUCCCUGUUGGGGAUAAUGAGUUUACUAUUGAGGAACUGUAUGGAGAAGGACUUAACUGGGCAGGCUGUGCUCUCAUAGUACUGUUAUCCCAACAGAGAAGAUUUGAAGCUUUAGAUUUUAGUUACCAUAUUCUCAAAGUAAACAGGGUAGACAUGAAAGAUGAGAAUGUUAAAGGCAUUCAACUGAAGAAGAUGGUCGACCGGAUAAGAAAAUUUCAGAUUUUGAACAAUCAAAUAUUUGCUGUGUUGAACAAAUAUCUUCACACAAAUGAUGCUGAUAGUAUGCCUGUUGAACAUGUCAGGUGCUUCCAACCUCCCAUUCAUCAAUCCUUAGCUACAACCAUAUAGGUCAAGGACAUCGAAAUAAUAACAAUUACAUUUGUGUAUGACAAACUUAUCUGUAAUCUUUGAAGUUAGCUGGUCGUGUUGUGCAUGCUUAUUCUAUUGUAUGGAAACAGAAGAAGAAUUAAGAGAUUAAAUUUUUAUUUGUAAAAUAUGUAUUCAUUGUAUAUAUAAAUUCAAUUUUAUAAACUUGUAAAAAAAUAUGUAUAAUUACAUAAUCAAUAAUGCCAAUAUAUUUUCCUAAACAUGAUAAAAACGAAACAUGAUAAAAAAUAUAUACAAUAGUCAACAGAUAUAAUAUUGGGGUUUUUUUUUCAUUUUGUUCUUUACAAUUAUAAUUCCACAUCACAAGAAAGAAAGAUUUUGUAUUUUAAUUUAAGUAGAGAUAAAAAUGGACUUUAACACAGAGGAUUUUGUAUUAGCAAUCUAUUUAUAUAUUUAUAUAUAUAUAUAAAUUGAUUACAAGAUAUUUUGUAGCUGGAGAAAAAAAUAUAGAAAUUAGAAAUUUGUAUUUGUUAUAAAUGACCUUACGUUAAAUCAUGUUUUCAAAAUGAGGUCCUUGCUAAUAUGACUGUUUUCUAAUUGCAGCAUCAUUAAUAAGAAAUCAGUCCAUUCAGUUUGAUUGUAUUGUUCAUUUAACAUUGUGCAAUAAAAAAAAUCUCUGUCUGUUCAA
Messenger RNA from Mytilus trossulus (common blue mussel), 4598 nucleotides. Its product is annotated as cytoplasmic FMR1-interacting protein-like. The transcript has 30 exons. Gene Ontology annotation, biological process: cell morphogenesis; axon guidance; cell projection assembly. Bases 128 to 3931 code for a protein of 1267 amino acids. Lineage: Eukaryota; Metazoa; Mollusca; Bivalvia; Mytilida; Mytilidae. Gene Ontology annotation, cellular component: neuron projection; synapse; SCAR complex. Gene Ontology annotation, molecular function: RNA 7-methylguanosine cap binding; small GTPase binding. The record is from RefSeq and is a predicted model, not a curated record.